Messenger RNA from Penicillium cosmopolitanum, 1170 nucleotides. RefSeq lists its product as uncharacterized. The record is from RefSeq and is a predicted model, not a curated record. The coding region runs from base 1 to 1170 and encodes 389 amino acids. NCBI's taxonomy places the organism in Eukaryota, Fungi, Ascomycota, Eurotiomycetes, Eurotiales, Aspergillaceae. The transcript has 3 exons.
AUGACGCAGAGAAUGCCGUCUCAAGGAUCUGGCAAAGCAUCCUGGAAUUCCAAUGUCUGGGUCUAUACCCCACCCGCACAGAGAACAUUGCUUAUUGUACAGUCAUUUUUCAUGCUCCUGCUCCUCGCGGGAUUGCUCAUUGUGUCUGUUGGGAUUUGUAUCUUGAAGAGAUCAAGAAGAGAUGCACUGAAGCCCAUGCCUGUGACAACCACACUGGCAGCUAUGUUCUUCAUGGCAGGAUCUCAAGCCAAUGCAUUCGCCUAUAACUCCGUCUCCUUUCGAGCCCACUACGCCAAACAGACUUACAACGUUGCGCAGUUAAUUGGCGAAUUCUGCUCUUUCGCUUCAUAUUGCUUGAUUUUCUAUGUAUUUUAUGCAAUUAUUCAUGUUUUUGCUGAGUGUGUCACGAAAAUCAGCACUAAAACUUUGUCGGUCUUUAAAUGUGUGCAUUGGGGGAUUGUGGGUCUCUUCGUGUUACUAUGCAUUGUUGACUGGGGCUACUACGUCGCCGCUAUUGACUCCGGAGUGAAGGAGAAGUCCAGCUAUGCACACCAAAUGGAUAUUUGGGAAAAGAUCGAUAGUGUACGUUGGGUUGUAUUCUGGGUAAGUGCCUGGGAGAUUGCAGGUUGGACUAUCUUCCUCGGCCUCAUGACAUCGCGCGAUCCAUCUUAUAUAAAGUUCAAGAUGUCGACAUUCCUUUUUGUUGCUGCGAGCGGCUGUUUCCUUGGCCUUAACUUUCUUUGGUUUAUUUGGGAUAUCCUCGCCUUCCUUCAAGGAUCAACUGUCAAUUUCAGUGACAAUGUGACUGGACCUGGGAAAACUGCUCGGCAAAUAGUGGUGUUUAUUUUCUUCCAGGGCUUUUCUCUUGGUCUUCUGCUAUGCUACUGGCGAUUUCCGGGACAAGAAUGCCAAAGUGAGGAGCCUGAACUUGGUUCUGUCCGAGGAGACCGCACGGAAUUAGUGCUUGCAGCGGGAGAGAGAAGCAAAAAGCCUUCUCGAUUUGUUGAGCAACUCACAAUGGAGAGUCCUGUAGAAGCAGACUCAACACCUUGCCUUAAAGAUCGGAGUACCGAGGCGGGCCGUUUUGAGCUCAUGGCAGAGUUGGAUUGGGAUGCGGAUAGCUCAAGGCCUAGGCUUGAAGCCGACCCAUUUCAUGUAUCUAAGAAAUAA